Molecule: messenger RNA, 1296 nt
Organism: Lachancea meyersii CBS 8951
Lineage: Eukaryota; Fungi; Ascomycota; Saccharomycetes; Saccharomycetales; Saccharomycetaceae
Source: the annotation of a GenBank genome assembly
AUGAUUAUCAAAAAUAUUGUUCAAAUCGGACUUCUUGCACAGCAAGCUUUGGCCGGUGCCAACUCUCACAGCAAAGCUGUAUCAAUGAACAAAGAUUUUUCGUUGCCAGACCUGGUUUUGGCCGAAAAACUGCCUAACACGUUCAUUUCUGGAGGACAGACAGUGUUUGAAGAAGGGAGAAUAGUUCUGACUCCAAAAGCGUCUUCCAAAGGAUCUCUUUGGUCGCAGAAAGAAUAUGCUUUGACAGAUGCUUUCACUGCAGAAUGGACAGUGAGAAGUGUUAAACAUAAAGGGAAAUCAGUAGGCGGGCUGGCUAUGUGGUUUAUCAGUGGAAAGGAAAACGACGACCUCAAACUUCACAGUGGGCCCUCCCAGUUCGACGGUUUGCAGUUGUUGGUAGAUAACAACGGAGAAUUGGGUAGCACCCUUCGUGCACACUUAAAUGAUGGCACCAAACAGCUUUCAAGCAGCAAUAUAUACGACGAAACGUUUGGCUCCUGUUUGCUGGCGUACCAGGACUCUACAGUACCGCUCACCAUUAGACUGACGUACUCGAGUGGCCAAAAUCCUCUGCUCAAGGUCCAAGUCGACAACAGAGUCUGUUUCCAGACCAGAAAGGUUGAGUUGCCAAUUCAAAACUAUAAGAUCGGUAUCACUGCUGACAAUGCUGAUAACGAAGAGUCCUUCGAGCUUCUGCAGCUUGAGGUUUACGACGGGAUUACCGAGGAGUCGAUGAUCCCCAACGCAAAUAUCAUGGAGCAGCCUAAGCUUCUCACCAAGGUCAUCAAUAAGAAGACCGGGGAAGAAGAGCUGGUCGAAAAAACCGCACUUGAAAUGAACGGAGGCGCGGAUUCCAUCUCCAAUUUCGAUCUGUUGAAGAAGAUGAACAGAUUGGAAGGCAAAAUUUUGGCUAAUGACAUUGCUUCUCUCUCAAGUGCAAUUGAAGAGUUAGUUCAAAUACAAACUGUGCAAUCUAGAAAACUGGAGAAAGUGAUCACCCUGCUGACGUCUCGUAGGACUAAUUCUGGAAAGGACGGUGAAGACGGGACAGUCAUAGACGAAAGUUUCAAGGACUUUUUCAAAAUGGACGAAAAACUAGAACAAUUGCUUUUGGAGCAGCAGAAAAUCCGCGAAGUCUCCAAGCAAAACGCUUUUGGCGCCAGCGGUGGCCCUCACAUUGAUGAAAUUGUGCGGAAGUUGUCGAUUUGGCUAAUACCGCUGGUGGCAUUAAUGAUGAUAAUGGCUUAUUACACCUUCAGAAUCCGUCAGGAAAUCGUGAAGACCAAGCUAUUGUGA